Lachancea mirantina is the source of this 1014-nucleotide messenger RNA. The record is from the annotation of a GenBank genome assembly. Lineage: Eukaryota; Fungi; Ascomycota; Saccharomycetes; Saccharomycetales; Saccharomycetaceae.
AUGGAGAACAAGAUUGGAAAAUCUUGUAGAUCUUCAAGUUUAAGCAAUUCUGGUGUACUUAACAUACUUGCCAUGGCCGGUCCAGAUUACUCGGCACUGAAACAGAUUGGUGCUAUUUUGAACAAGAAUCCAAAAUGCAAAGUAGUGUUUCUUGUUGGAGCAGGAGUCUCAACAGCAUGUGGGAUUCCAGAUUUCAGAACUCCUGGCACUGGGCUUUACGAUAAUUUGGAAAAGUUAAAUUUACCAUUUGCCGAGGCUGUGUUUGAUAUUGAAUAUUUUGAGAAGAAUCCACAGCCCUUCUAUGCGCUAGCCAAAGAGCUUUAUCCCGGUAAUUUCCAGCCGUCGAAGUUGCACUAUUUAAUGCGACUGUUUCAGGACAAGGGCAGACUUCGAAGGGUUUAUACGCAGAACAUCGAUACGUUGGAAAGAGCUGCAGGUCUUCGCGAUGAGUUUAUAAUCGAGGCUCAUGGUUCGUUUCACGCCAAUCACUGUAUAAAGUGUGACAAGCAAUAUUCGAUGGACAAAUUCAAAACCAAAAUUUUGGCUGAAAAACCGGACGACUUUGCCAAAUGCGAAAGCUGUAAGGGCCUUAUCAAGCCCAAGAUCGUUUUUUUCGGCGAAAAUUUGCCCUCUGUGUUCUUCGACACUUGGGAUGGGGAUCUGGAAUUACUUUCUAAGGAUCAUAUCGUCAUCGUAGCCGGUACUUCCUUGUCGGUGUACCCUUUUGCUGCGCUACCGACAGAAGUUCCAAAAGCUACUCCGAGAGCAUUACUGAACCUCCAGGUUGCGGGAGAUUUCAAGAGCAAUCCCAGAAAGUCUGACAUGAUCUUCAAAGGAGAAGCCGAGGAGGCAGCCGAAGUCAUAGUUCAAGAGUUGGGAUGGGAAGAUGCUUUUGAAACUCUACUGGAGCAAGAAGUAAAGAAGGAAGGGAAAGAGGUACAUGCCAAAUACUCUGAGGAAAUUGUUGAAGACGUCAUGGAUAAAGUGGCCGAGCUGGAAUUGAGUGAAAAGUGA